This is a messenger RNA of Paracoccidioides brasiliensis Pb18, 249 nucleotides long. RefSeq lists its product as uncharacterized. The coding region runs from base 1 to 249 and encodes 82 amino acids. The transcript is spliced from 2 exons. The record is from RefSeq and is a predicted model, not a curated record.
AUGGCCUCCCCACAUAUACCGCUACCCUGCAUCUUCCCUUAUGCCUCCGAGGAGUCACGAGAUAUUGCUACCAAUGAUGAGGCAGCUGGCCAUCAGUUGGGUUUGGACAUGCCGGUCAACGGGCAGUAUGGAUUAUCCAGAUGGUGUAUCCCAGCUGGAGCUGGUAUCUGGGAGCCCAGUCGGGGUGAUCGGAUCAACGGUCCCAUCUUGGUUUCGUUUUCCGGGUAUGAGCUGGUUGAGAUACGGUGA